This is a messenger RNA of Syngnathus acus (greater pipefish), 646 nucleotides long. RefSeq names its product mitochondrial ribosomal protein L14 (gene mrpl14). Gene Ontology annotation, cellular component: ribosome; mitochondrion. Gene Ontology annotation, biological process: translation. The record is from RefSeq and is a predicted model, not a curated record. Gene Ontology annotation, molecular function: structural constituent of ribosome. The coding region runs from base 133 to 582 and encodes 149 amino acids. NCBI's taxonomy places the organism in Eukaryota, Metazoa, Chordata, Actinopteri, Syngnathiformes, Syngnathidae. The transcript has 3 exons.
AAAUGAUCGUAAAAAGAUAACGUAUUUCCUACAUUUACAUUCCCUAAAACUAUCACAAAAUGGGUGACAUGUUUUCCGUCGCUGGUUAAUGACGUCACGAUUUGACAUUGGCAUGGGCUGAGGGAGAACGUUAUGGCGAUGCACCUGUUUGCAAGAUCCUUCACCGGGCUCUUUGCUGAUGGAUUCUGCUUAAUUCCUCAGAGGACGUUCGGUGUGUCUGCUGCUGCAGCUGGCAUUCAAAAAAUGACCAGAGUGCGAGUGGUGGAUAACAGCUCUCUUGGGAAUACACCUUACCACCGGCCUCCAAGAGUGAUCCAUGUGUACACCAAGAACGGCAUUGGAAAAGUUGGCGACAAAGUGUUACUGGCCAUUAAAGGACAGAAGAAAGCAGCACUAAUUGUUGGUCACAGAAUGCCCGGACAACGUAUGGAUCCACGAUUUGAUUCAAAUAAUGUUGUUCUUAUUGAGGAAAAUGGAAACCCAACAGGAACUAGGAUUAAAGUUCCCAUACCCACUCAUUUACGUAAAAGAAUGGAGGGGGACUACUCGAAGGUUCUUGCAAUUGCUAGUUCUUUUGUCUGACUGGGCUCAAGUUUCUGCUAGGAGUCCUCUCUUUGCUUACAAUAAAUACAGCCUUUACCUGAAA